GGACAUUCGCUUUUCGUCCUCUCAUUUUCGUAAACAACACCCGCGCCACGAGAAGGCAAUGAGUAGGACUUCCCUGACAGAGGCUUUAUACGCGUGGCCGUGUGAGAUUAUUUCGAGAGGGAGGGCGAGUCCAUCCCACUCUCAGCCAUACCAGCUUUUGGGUUGCAAUGAAUAUUUACUGUACAAAGGAUGGAAUCCAAGAAAAUGACUUCGUGUGCAUAAAUUUUAUUACUCAGUUCUGGUGCAUAUUCCUUCUGAUAUACUUAGUAAGUGGAGAUACACAAAUUUUGAAAGCUUCAUUGACAAUACUAUCCAUAAUGUCGAAUACUAAGCUUUUAUAGAUUUUAUGUUGUGUCCACUGAAUCAGUGUAUUGACAUUUUCAUGUAUUUAAUUGUUUCUUUUUCUGGUCACACAACAAUAUUCUAGAUGGUAACGAUGACGUUACUGAAUUUUUUAUGUAGCUGUUUCCACAAAAGCAAUUAAAUUCAUAAACACAUGUACAAGUCGAAGGAUUCAGGUCAUCUUUUACUUUUAUCGCGAGUGCACUAUGAGUGGUAAAAUAUAUACAUACUGUUGAUGAAAAGAAUAGUUUGUUAGUAAUAUUGAUUUUUUUGUUCCUGAUAGUUUAGUAGCCGCAACUCUUUAGAAAGUAAUUUUCAGCGUUUUUACUUCUUGAGACUAACUCGAUCAUAAAAUGCCUCAUGGAUUGCUUUGGAUAUUAUUUGCCAUCACGUUAGUUCAAAUGAUAAAAACAACAUUUAAGUACUAAGAUAUUCAUUUUUAGUGCAACGUAAAAAUUGGUGCAUUUGGCACAUUAAAAUUUAUUUGAGUUAAAUUGGUGCAAGUCUGCAUCAGAAUUUUAUCUUUGAUGGAACGUUCUCUAAAUUUGGGUCAUUAUUAUUUGAGGUUGCUCCAGUACUCGUAAUGUUUUUUUCGUGAGUGAAUGUUAAUUAUCUACAUAAACUGUAAAAACCCCAAUAUCAAAUGGUUUUUAAAUUGCCUUGAUUUUGUAAUUAUUUAUUCUUCCAAUAAUUAUUUGUUUAACAGCUAAAAUUAAUCUCUAUUCAUGAUGUUAAUAUUAUUUGGUUUUCUUAAAUAUAUUUGCACAUAACUUUACUUCCGCAUUUUAGCAUGGUCCCAUCAAAAAAUGACAUAAAGUUCACAUGGCUUGCAGCUUGUUUUGUCAGUUUAUAUGGUCUAGGAUCAUGGAUUGUUGUUAAUGGAUUGUGGGUUGAACUACCGUUAUUGAUCAAUGUUCUACCAGAAGGUUGGAGUUUGCCUGCUUACCUGAUAAUCAUUAUACAAAUAGCAAAUGUGGGACCAAUGAUCUAUGUUCCGUUGACAAAAUUUUUCAAAGCUAAAACAAAUGGAUUUUGUUCACGUUGUUUACAACCACCUGAAAGGAUAGCCAACUAUUUAAUACUCGCCGUCGGUCUAAUAUCAUGCAUAUUGAUUUCGCAGUUUUGGAACUCGGUAGCUUAUGUAUCAAUAUUAAAACCCGGUUACCAUAGUAUUGGAUUAUUUGUUUUAGCUUUGUUUGCUUCAAUUGUUGAUUGUACAUCAUCGGUUACAUUUAUUACCUAUUUGAAUGGAAUGCCUCAAUUGUAUGUAGGUGCAUUACAUUUCGGUGAAGCAUUUAGUGAUUUAGUUCCAAGUAUAUUAGCCCUUAUUCAAGGAGUUGGGUCAGAACCGGAAUGUAUCAAUAAAACAGUUAAUGAUACACUUCAUGUGGUCCCUUUUUAUCCACCACCACGUUUCUCUGUCAGUACAUUCAUAUAUCUAUUAUGUAUUGUUUUGUUGUUAUCUUUAACUGCAUUCACAUUAUUGGAUUGUUCACCUAUUGGUUUAGGUCAAGUUAUUCAUGAACAUUAUCGAAAAACUAAUUUCAUAUUAGAAUCUAAUGCAAAUAUUCAUAGCAUAAGUCACAAUAAUCUAGAAAGAUUUAAAUCAAAUGAAGAUCAACAUAUUUCUAAUGAUAUUUUCGAAAACAUUCAAAAUGUUGAUGUUUCUGUGUUGAAUCAUAAUGAACAAGCUCUACAGUCUCAUAAUGAUGUUAAUAUUACAAAACAGCUUGGACCAAACACAUUUUUAUCAUGUUUACUUAUCAUUUACAUUAGUGCAUCAAAUUAUGGAUUUCUACCAGCCAUACAAUCUUAUUCAUGUGCUGCGUAUGGCUCGCUUACAUAUCAUUUAGCAGUUACACUGUCAGGAUCAUUCUCUGCUGCAAUGACAGUGUUAACUACAUUUCUUGUCAAUCAUUAUUCUAGGGAAAUAGAUAGUACUGAUGAAUCAACAUUCGAAAAUUUACAAACUAUGAACCAUGAAUUAAGUGAACAGAAUCAAAUUUGUUACAUACAAAAACCUGACAUAAUUAUGCAUAAUGCAUAUACGCGUUCACUUCAAAAUAAAUGGAUUAGUAUUUCACUCAUCUCUUUGAUACCUGUUGCUUACGUUAUAUAUUUGGCGAGUUCAAGUCCCAAUCCACCAUAUUUGGGUGGUUUCGGUUCUGCCAGUGCUAUCCUAGCUUGGAUUGCGAUACGCUGUUUAUUUGCCAGUUUGCGCACAUGGAUAUGGAUGAGUUUGUCUAGCCAUUCCCAUAGACCAACGCGACUCAGAUUAGCUGGGUUAUCUACACAAUUCGGAGCAGCACUCGGUGCAAUUUUAGGCUUCAUAUUAGUUGUUUAUUUUCAGCUAUUUAAAAAUAAACUACCUUGUCUUCAAGUGUAA
This is a messenger RNA of Schistosoma guineensis, 2728 nucleotides long. Lineage: Eukaryota; Metazoa; Platyhelminthes; Trematoda; Strigeidida; Schistosomatidae. The record is from the annotation of a GenBank genome assembly.